Messenger RNA from Bactrocera tryoni, 2808 nucleotides. RefSeq names its product transmembrane protein 87A. Lineage: Eukaryota; Metazoa; Arthropoda; Insecta; Diptera; Tephritidae. Gene Ontology annotation, biological process: retrograde transport, endosome to Golgi. The record is from RefSeq and is a predicted model, not a curated record. Gene Ontology annotation, cellular component: Golgi apparatus; membrane. The coding region runs from base 1 to 1665 and encodes 554 amino acids. The transcript has 10 exons.
AUGUGGAAAAGAAAAUUACUAAUAUUGGUGAAGGUGUUUCUGCUGAUGACAAUGCUUGCCUCGGCAACGCAGGCAAAUUCUGAUGCUGGCAAAACUAUUAAAACGUUAACACCGAAUGCCAACAUUGCACGAGAGCAACGUCCCUUAUUGGCCAAUUCCAAAAUAAAAGUUCAUAUCGAAUGUGAGGGUCGUGAUGGCUUAGAUGUAAACAUUGAGUGGCAAUUAUACGAGCGCCAAUGUUGGACGGACAAGCGCAUGUAUGAUAUACAAAAAUAUGAUAUAGAAGAAAAUUUGCCAAUGCAAAAUAAAUCGGAAUUUGGUUUCAUCACUAUGGACUCAAAAACUACCGAAUGUUCAACGCAUCCAAUUUUGUUGUCGGAAAAACAAUGGCCGGUGCAAGAAACGGCAGCGUCUGGCAUGGCAGCGUUAUCACCAGAGGCAGCUGCUUUGGCAUCGGUCAAGAAAAUGAACAAUACCAAAAAACAUCCCACAGCGCCAUUAGAUAAAAACAUCAUCACCAUUGGCAGAGAUGGCAUUUAUGAAUUGACAUUGAAAAUUGAAGCUGUCAAAAGUUCAGAGCCCGUAGAUUUUUCCGCACAUGUACAACUGGACAUUGUUGGUCCUGAUGGCGGCUAUCUUUCUGCGAUUGAUCAUCCACUCUUGGCGUUCUACGGCAUAAUGUGCGUCGUCUAUGUAAUUUUCGGCAUUAUCUGGCUCUUUGUGUCAUUCAUGCAAUGGCGUGACCUUUUGCGCAUACAAUUCUGGAUUGGCGGCGUAAUAUUGCUUGGCAUGCUGGAGAAAGCUUUCUUCUAUGCACAAUACUAUAGCCUGAAUACCACGGGUGUACCGGUUGAGGGCGCCGAAUUGAUGGCAGAAUUUGUUUCCUGCGCCAAACGCACACUAGCACGCAUGCUUGUCAUCAUAAUGAGUCUGGGUUUCGGUAUUGUCAAACCUCGUUUGGGUCCAAUGCUUCAUCGCGUGGUUGGCGUUGGCGCGCUGUACUUUGUCUUGGCUUGCGUUGAAAGUUACUUGCGUGUGACUAGCACGAAAACCGAUGAACAGUUGGUGGCCGCUAUACCGUUGGCUGUGCUGGACACAGGCAUCUGUUGGUGGAUAUUCACAUCGCUGGUGCAGACCACCAGAACGUUGCGCUUGAGAAGAAAUAUGGUGAAACUCUCAUUGUACAGACACUUCACAAACACACUGAUAUUUUCAGUACUUGCAUCAGUGAUAUUUAUGUUAUAUGCUCUGCAUGUGCGCAAGUCACAGAACUGUACACCAAUUUGGCGUAAUAUUUGGUUCGAUGCCGCUUUCUGGCAUAUACUGUUUUCGGUGUUAUUGUUGGUUAUUAUGAUUUUGUGGCGUCCCACAAAUAAUAAUCAGCGCUAUGCAUUUACACCGUUACUUGAUGCGCCCGACGAUGAGGACGAUGACGAGGAAGAUCAAUUCGUCGCCGAUGCGUAUGGUGUAAAAAUGCGCAGUUCGCAUGCAAAUGGCGGCACUAAAACACCACCAAAUGCACAGCGCGGCACAACGACCGAAGAGGAUGAUCUACGCUGGGUGGAAGAGAAUAUACCCUCAUCAAUGGCCGAUCCCGCGUUGCCGGUUUUAGAUUCGGAUGAAGAAAUCAUAAAUACAAGAUUCGAAGUUUCGAAAAUGCAAUAAAGCUAGACUAUAUAGUAAGAGCGAAAAAAACUAAAACAUGUAAAACCAUUUACAUAUAAGUACUAACAACAACAACAACACACACACACACACACACCUAACAAGAGAACAGAAGAAAAAUGUUGAUUUGUGAUUUUCAGUAUAAUUUGCUUGCUUAUAUACAUUAAUAUAUAUAUUUUUUAUAUCAGCUAUCACAUAUGCAUUGUAAAUGCUACAUUGUUUUCUCGUUUGAUGUUUAUUAUUGAUUAUAUUUUAAUUGCGUGAAAAUAAAAUUUUUGUUUGAUUCAAGUGAAUGUUAUAAUAUAAGCAGCUAAAAUAUGUUUAAAAUAUGCACAAAUUAACUAAUUUAAGUUUACACUAGUUCUAAAUUAAAUAAUAAGUUUCUAAUUGUGCUUUGUUAUUUUUUUCUUUUUUUAUGGUUUUUUCGGUAUUAUUAUAAAAAUUGCUUUUUCACACAUUUAAAGUAUUUUGGAUAUGGUUUAUUAUUUGGUGUCUAAUAAAUAAGUAGUUUAUUUUCAACAAAUGUGUGUUCCUCGAAAACUAGUAAGAAAAUUUCAAUAUAUAAGAAAAACAAUAAUUUUAACUUGUACACAAAUUAUUUGACGUAAACCAGAGAAAUAUAUAAGCAACAUGUAAAAUAAAUAUGAAACCCACAUUUUAUACGUGUACUAUUUAGAUGUAAACGCUUAUUAAAUCAUUAAUAACAAAUUAUUUGUAAGUUGUAGAUAACAGUAACGCGCUGCGGCACUACAUUUAUUUCUAGUUAAUAAACGCACCACAAAAAAGCUCUUAUAAACAUACAUACAUACAGUUAUUCUAUAUGUAUGUAGUAAUAAACAAUUACUUGUAAUUAACAAUUCGAGGGCCAUUUUUAACCAACACAUUCAUAACUGCAAGCAUACACAUAAGUAUUGUUGUAUAUAGUUAAGAGUUAUGUAAUUAUUAUAUUUUGUUUGUUUAGUUUUUCAACUGAUGCAUAUUUUAAAUAUUAUAUGAAAUAUCUAAUUAGUUUAUUUAGUGUGCGGAAAAAGAUUUAUAAACAUUUGCAAUGGAAAUAAAAAAGAAAAAAAUAAAAAAUAAAACUCGCCAACUAAAGUCAGCUUUCGUUUGAACUGACGUUCUAUACAAAAUAAAAUUAAAAAA